GUUCACUAAGAAAUUUUCCGCCUAUCCAAAUUCAAAUCCUCUUUCUGCGACUACUUUCAAACAGAAGUUCCGACUACGUGUUUGAAAGUCUCAAACAGAAGUUCCGGUUAUUGUCUGCUUUUCUUGUGAGAAUUUCCAGAAAAUUCCUAGUUUAAUGUAUAUAUUAUAGGUUAGAAUUUGGAAACAAUGUUUUGAGCGAAAUUUCAAGAAGAAUCUCCCAAAAUAAAAUUGUACCGGUAGGUAUAAAACCUAGUCCAAGCAUGCGUAUACAUGUCUCCACUAGAUUUGUGGACAUCAAAGGGGCAUCAAAGUUUUGAUACACUAAUUUGUCUCGUAAUAUUUUCAUUCCCUCUCAAAGAAAACCCUUCUCACAAAUUUCUCUACUUGUUCAGCUGUUCUCUAGAAGCUUUUCUUAGAAGCUCUUAAGUUCGAUUGGUUGAUCAGGUUGUCCAAGUGGAAGGUUGCAAAAUAUAAAUUGAUGAAGUGGAUCAAUGGGCUGUGCUACUUUCAGAAGCAUGUUAAACCCCAGUAUUCCAAGUUUGAUGGAUUACCUUAUCGUGAAAAGCAGGUUUCAGCCUUAGAAAUUGAUACUUCUCAAGAUGUGACCCGGCGGUGUUUCAGUUCUCAAAGUGAUCCUGAUUUAAGUAGAGACUGGUUUGCUAAGUUGUGGGUUGCAGACAAGAAAAGGAAGAAGAAUUCGAGAUUCACAAUGAGAACAAACCAGAGAUUUGAGAAACCUAUCCAUAGUAGUGGACCUAUUGAUAACAUAUAUGAGAAAAUGCGUUCUCUUAAGCUGCCACUUGACUGGUGGCCAUCUAAUGCAUCUGUUGCAAAAACACAACUAAAUGAACAGGUAGAGACAGGUCCUGCACCACCACCACCACCUAGCCAGUCCGUUGCUGGUUCCUUGAAAUCAACAUCAAAGGAAGAGGCUCUAGUUGCUCCUCUCCUUGCGAGGUCCAAUCUGCUCAUAACGAGAGAUAUAGAGUGGGCAAAUCUUGUUCUUGGUUUUGAGCAGGAGAACCGUUAUGCAAUAGUAGAUGCUUCUUACCCUCCGGCACCCGUGGGUUUUAUAAGAGAGCAGAGUCAUUUGAUUGCUAGGCAGAUUCUUCGUACGAGGCGCCCGUUUGUUGCUUGUGUAACUGAUGCCAUGGGUAAUGAGGUGUUUAAGGUUCGCAGGCCAUUUUGGUGGAUAACAAGCACAAUUUAUGUAGAGAUAGACGGUAAGGAGAUUGGUGUUGUUCACAGACGAUGGCAUCCGUGGAGAAGAGUUUAUGAUCUGUACUUGGGGAACACGCAGUUUGCUGUGGUUGAAAAUCCUGGAUUUUGGUUCUGGACUUUUACCUUGAAGGAUAUAAAUGGGAAAGUGCUAGCUGAGACUGAUCGAGAUUGGAGGGGUUUGGGCUUUGAGCUGUUCACUGAUGCUGGUCAAUAUGUAAUAAGGUUUGGGCGUGGUGAUGCAAUCUCUAAGAUUGGGGCUGCUGCAGCGAUUCAAGAUUUAGAAGUUGAAAGGCCUCUAACGCUCUCAGAGAGAGCUGUGGCUGUUGCUCUUGCUGUUUCCCUUGAUAACGACUAUUUCUCACGACAUGGAGGCUGGGGAAUCCCUUUUGUCGCCAUUGAAGAAUAGUAUUCUGAAACAGGUGUGCUAGCGUCUACCUCCUUUGGCAGUUAUGUUUUUGCUUAUCCUGUUUCCUUUUGCCACUUCGUUAGGAAAAUUAGCUCAAUUAUCUAAAGAACCUGGUUAGUUUCUUUUUCCUUUCCUUUAAAAUUUCUUAUCACGACCAGUGGUUUGAACUGGCCUCUUACUUGUAUGGCCCGAAAGAGGCAAUUUAAUGCAUAGGUAAUGAUAGGAAGAGGAUGAGGAAACACUGGAUUUUGGCUAUAAUGGUUGAUGUCUGAGCGCGAUCAUGUGCUAAUUUUCUUGUCAGUACAAAAAAGUCAAAUACAAUGGAUAAUUUUA
This is a messenger RNA of Papaver somniferum (opium poppy), 1960 nucleotides long. Its product is annotated as altered inheritance rate of mitochondria protein 25-like. Gene Ontology annotation, molecular function: phospholipid scramblase activity. The transcript has 13 exons. Gene Ontology annotation, cellular component: plasma membrane. Gene Ontology annotation, biological process: plasma membrane phospholipid scrambling. NCBI's taxonomy places the organism in Eukaryota, Viridiplantae, Streptophyta, Magnoliopsida, Ranunculales, Papaveraceae. The record is from RefSeq and is a predicted model, not a curated record. Bases 479 to 1627 code for a protein of 382 amino acids.